This is a messenger RNA of Impatiens glandulifera, 1240 nucleotides long. Its product is annotated as phosphatidylinositol/phosphatidylcholine transfer protein SFH2-like. The record is from RefSeq and is a predicted model, not a curated record. NCBI's taxonomy places the organism in Eukaryota, Viridiplantae, Streptophyta, Magnoliopsida, Ericales, Balsaminaceae. The transcript is spliced from 11 exons. The coding region runs from base 120 to 1091 and encodes 323 amino acids.
AGCUUGAAAAUGGAGAAAGAGCUUAGCUUUCUUAGUUGGGUAGAUGUAAGGUGACUCUAAUCCCCAGCCAAAUUGAAAUCUUGGGUUAAUUUCCACGGCCAGUUUGGAUCUGAGAAAGAAUGGUGAUCGUAACGGAGGAGAUGACCAAACAGUUCCACAAACUAAUGGAAGAAAUUGAUGAACGACAUAAAGAUACAUUCAAGAAUGUUCAUCAAGGGUAUCCAACUGGAACACUAAAGCGGUUUCUCAGAGCAAGAGAUGGGAACUUGAGUAAAGCCCAUAAAAUGCUUGUAGAUUGCUUAGACUGGAGGAUACAGAAUGACAUUGACGACAUAUUGACGAAACCAAUCAGUCCUACUGAAUUGUAUAGAACGAUCCGCGAUACUCAGCUAGUUGGAUUAUCUGGUUAUACUAAAGAAGGUCAUCCGGUUUUUGUUAUUGGUGCUGGCUUCAGUACGUAUGAUAAAGCCUCUGUGAACUACUAUGUCCAAUCACAUAUCCAGAUGAAUGAAUACAGGGAUCGAGUAAUGUUGCCAUCUGCCUCUAGAAAAUUUGGACGGCAUAUUUCAACCUGCAUAAAGAUUCUAGACAUGACUGGUCUAAAGCUUUCAGCUUUGAACCAAGUUAAGUUGUUGACUGUCAUUUCAAACAUCGAUGAUUUGAACUAUCCUGAGAAGACAGAAACAUAUUACAUUGUCAAUGCCCCUUACAUAUUCUCAGCUUGCUGGAAGGUUGUGAAACCGCUAUUGCAGGAAAGAACAAGGAAAAAGGUACAAGUUCUUCAAGGUUCUGGCAAAGACGAGUUGUUGAAGAUAAUGGAUUAUGGGUCUCUCCCGCAUUUUUGUAAAAGAGAAGGAUCUGGAUCUGGAUCAUCACGCAAUUUGAGUGAUGAUUGUUAUUCAUUGGACAAUGAUUUUCAUCAAGAGCUUUAUAAUUACAUUAAAAGUCGAGCUGAGCUAACAAGACCUGCUAGACCGACCAGACAAGGAUCAUUGCAUAUCGGUUUCCCAGAACCUAACCCGGAUGAUGUCAAGAUUGUUGAAACGAUUGAGACAGAGUGUCAAAAGUUUGGCCAUCAAAAUGAUCUCUAAAAUGAUGGCAGAUUUUAUAACAGAUUUGGAAGGAAUUAGGAGAAUAAGUUCAUUUCUCAUUUAAUAUGUAAUGAUAUCCCCAUUUGCAGAUCUGUUAUUACUUAUUACACAAUGUUACUACCACGAACUUAUGUGCUGUAAUUUUCUAU